AUGCCGUCAAAUACUUCCACGACUAGCGGUGUUCCACCUGCGGGUGACGGUGCUCAAGAAAAGCAAAAGAUGCUUCUCUCUUCCGAAACAGGUCACUUUAGCAUGAUCAGGGCUCUGCAUCUUGCUGAUCUGGUAACUGAACUCAAUGUGAUGUCCGUCUUCUCCUCGAUGCGUUACUGUCUUGGUGACCCUCGCGAUUUUGGCGCAAUUUGGGCUGCUCUGAUAUUCAUGCCCUUUGGGCUGUUCUUCGACUUCAUGGAUGGACGGAUUGCUAGGUGGAGGAAGAAGUCGUCACUCAUGGGACAAGAACUCGAUUCACUGGCCGAUUUGAUUUCCUUCGGAAUGGCACCUGCCGCCGCAGCUUUUGCCCUCGGAAUGCGCACCAGCCUCGACCACCUGCUCCUCUCCUUCUUUGUUCUGUGCGGCCUGACACGAUUGGCCCGCUUCAACGUGACUGUUGCUGUUCUGCCGAAAGACAAGUCCGGAAAGUCGAAGUACUUUGAGGGCACCCCCAUCCCGACCACAUUGUCGAUUACCUUUUUCCUGGCCUACUGUGUCUCUCAAGACUGGGUGCUGGAAGAUCUACCCCUUGGCCUUGUAGCCCAGGGCACAGCGUUCGAAUUCCACCCGCUGGUACUACUGUUUGUUUUGCACGGCUGCCUUAUGGUCAGCAAAACGCUGCAUAUCCCUAAGCCUUAA
Molecule: messenger RNA, 699 nt
Organism: Aspergillus vadensis CBS 113365
Lineage: Eukaryota; Fungi; Ascomycota; Eurotiomycetes; Eurotiales; Aspergillaceae
Product: CDP-diacylglycerol-serine O-phosphatidyltransferase
Exons: 5
Coding region: 1-699 (232 amino acids)
Biological process (GO): phospholipid biosynthetic process
Cellular component (GO): membrane
Molecular function (GO): phosphotransferase activity, for other substituted phosphate groups
Source: RefSeq, a predicted model, not a curated record